AUGAUAGCCACCCUGACCAGCGCGGAGCUUCUGCAAGCUCAGGCACAGCUUUGGUGCCACACCUUCGGCUACCUCAAAUCCAUGGCGCUGCAAAGCGCGAUCAAGCUUGGGAUCCCCACCGCCAUCCACCGCUGUGGCGGCGCCGCCUCCCUGUCCGAGCUGCACGUGGCUCUUCCGGUUCCCGCAAGCAAACGGCCAUGCCUGUCUCGCCUCAUGAAGCUGUUGAUCGCCAUGGGAGUAUUCGGAGAGGGCGAGCCAGGCGUGUACUCUCUCACCCCGGUAUCUCGCCUCCUUGUGGAAGAUGUCGACGACAGCCAGACAUGCCUGUCGCAGUUCACAGCCAUGGCCACUUCACCAUUCCACUUCGCGGCGUCUCAACGCCUGCCCGAGUGGCUGAAGAAUGAGGACGAUGCCGCUGCGGAGACACCGUUCAUGAUGGCGCAUGGAGCAGGGUUUUUCGGCUGCACGAGCCGUGACUUGGAGUUCAGUGAGCUGUUCAACGAGGCGAUGGGCGCGGAAAUCGUCGUGCGUGAGUGCGCUGAGGUGUUCGCCGGGGUGACAUCUCUGGUCGAUGUCGGAGGCGGGGACGGGACCACGGUGAAAGCUAUUGCAAAGGCCUUCCCACACGUGAGGUGCUCGGUGUUGGAGCUUCCGCAGGUGGUUGACGGCGUGCCGGUUGAUGGCACGGUUGAGUUUGUUGCAGGUGACAUGAUGGAGUUCAUCCCUCCAGCUGAUGUUGUGUUACUCAAGGUACGAGUGUGGCCAUGGAAUAGUACCUACUAA
Molecule: messenger RNA, 783 nt
Organism: Setaria italica (foxtail millet)
Lineage: Eukaryota; Viridiplantae; Streptophyta; Magnoliopsida; Poales; Poaceae
Product: flavonoid O-methyltransferase-like protein Os11g0303600
Exons: 1
Coding region: 1-783 (260 amino acids)
Biological process (GO): methylation
Molecular function (GO): S-adenosylmethionine-dependent methyltransferase activity; O-methyltransferase activity; protein dimerization activity
Source: RefSeq, a predicted model, not a curated record